Saprolegnia parasitica CBS 223.65 is the source of this 1578-nucleotide messenger RNA. RefSeq lists its product as hypothetical. Bases 1 to 1578 code for a protein of 525 amino acids. The record is from RefSeq and is a predicted model, not a curated record. The transcript has a single exon. NCBI's taxonomy places the organism in Eukaryota, Oomycota, Saprolegniomycetes, Saprolegniales, Saprolegniaceae. Gene Ontology annotation, molecular function: protein binding.
AUGCGUGCAACCGACGAGGCUGGCCCGUCGAAGCUCGCCAAGCGCCCGCCUGCGACGCUCUUCGCGCCCCAAAUCAUCGAAGCGAUUGCGCGCUGCAUUCUCUGCCCGUACACGCUGCUCUUGUACCUGCGCGCACAGCCAGCACGCGCGCUGUCGCCGAGCCUCUGCAGUCUCGUGGCGCUGGCGGCGACGACGCCAAGCGCACACCUCUGGCCUCGCCUCGUCAUCGCAUCGACCAACGACGACGAUACCUGCCAUUACGUUGCGCUGCUACCCCUCGUGCCGUCCAUGGCGCUGCUCCAGCGUAUCGCGCCAAGCUCCGUGCUCGGCCGUGCGAUCGUCGCGCAGUCGCCCAAGCUGCAUGUCGCCAACCUUGCGACGCUCGACCACGUCGCCAACGCCGUCGACGCGUACACCACACAGAUCGUUGGUCUCGAGCUGAAAUCGACGCGCGCACUGCCACGCACGACGACGCGCCCCGACUUGGGCGCGUGUUUGGCCACGUGCACGCACCUCCAGUCGCUCACUUUGCGCGUCCCGCUCGAGAGCCUCAGCCUCGUCGCAUCGGCGCUCGCAAGCAAGCACGGGACACUGCGCUCUCUGCAUCUCACAUUGUUUGAGCCGCGCGCAAGAAGGAUACCUCACAUCGACGCGGUCAGCGCAGAGGCGAGCAUAGCGACCGCUUUCAAUCAGAUUCCGAGCGUGCACGUAGGGAUCGACGGUCUCGUCGCACUGCCGGCGCCGCUCCGCGCAGCGUUGCGAGACGUUGCAUCCAUCGACAGCGUGCAUCUCGGGCGAUCGGUGGCGUCGACGACGACGAUCCUCGACGGUGCGCCACUGCCCGCGCACUGGCGCAGCCUCUGGCUCGACGACAUGGAGCUCAACGCCGUCCAAGCGACGACUGUCGCGUCGACGCUGGAAGACGCAGCGUUGUCGCGCCUUGUGCUCUGUGGUUUUGCCCCACUGCCACUGCUGCUACCCGCGCUCCCAACUCUUUUGCAACUGCGGGCACUAGAGAUCGAAGCCAUGGCCAUUCCGGACGCUAUCGCGCGCGACGUCGCCAGUGCGAUCGGCCACCUCACGCUGCUCUCCGAGCUCGUCGUGCGACAAGCCGAGCUAUCGGACGCCGGGCUGUCGGCGUUGACGAGCGCGUUCAGCCGAGACGAGGGCUGUGGUCGGUACCUCACGCGCCUCGUCCUCGGCAGCAAUACGCUCACGUCGCUCUCCCCCGUCGUGUCGGCCUUGCCCAAGCUGCCGGCGCUGCGGUAUUUGGACGUGCAGGACAACCAGAUUGGAGCUGUUCACAUGGCGUCGUUGGAGGCCGCGCUGUGUGCCCACCCGACGCUGCACGUGCUCGACAUUUCGAGGAAUGGUCUCGGCACGGAUGGCGCCGUGACGCUGCUCAUGGGCGCAGCCACCAAGCCGCGACUCCACGUCAACGCAUCCGACAAUGGCAUUGACGUUGACGCGAUCUAUGCAGCGCAUCGCGAGCUCAAGAAGCACCGCGACCGACUUGUGCUCGAGGCGACGGCGCUGUGGAACGUUCCAAAACCGUUUGAAUAUAGUAGGAUGCCGUAA